AUGCCUGACGCUCCCGCGGUCGACGAUGCAAAGCCCGUCUUCAGAUACCUGCCAAGUCCUGAGGAGCAGCUCCUACCGCGCACUCACACUACUGCUUGGAUGCCCCUUCUCGGCGACUUUGUCGUCUUCUCCAUCGAUCCAGUCGCGUCCGUCGCCCAUCUUGACAAGGUGGCUCGACACGCCGCCAAGAAGAUUCAAACACAUCGUCACGUCGGGCUCGUGAUUAUGGUGGAAGGCAUACCGAUGGACGACGUUCCGGUCAACGCGUUCAACUUCGCCUUCCUCAGGAAGGGUUUACCACGGAUGGCUCCCCCGCACAGCUAUCCGGAUCUAUGCAUUCCUGUCCUGCCCAAUACCUCUCAUCCCUCUAGUUAUGAAGCACUUCGGCCUAUGCACCCUCUUCCGUGGGACGACUGUUAUAUCAGUGCCACGGACGAGUUGGGUUUCCGCACUUUGCGCGUGAAGACCACCGUCCGAGACUACACACCCAUCCUUCCGCUGUUUCCCGAGGAGUUGUGGCGCGUGAAUACCAUCGUCGAUGAUUGUGACGGACUUACGGAACAGAGGGAGCGGCGGAUUCAAAAGGGCGAGCUUGAAGCCAUAGCCACGAUCCCUCUACCGGAAUCACCAACAUCAUCCAAGCACGUACCCCUCCCCGUUCUUCCGAAUGAAGGUAUUAAUAGCCUUCAUGAACUGGGAGAGGGUUCCUCGGUGUACUCGAGCGCAUCGUCACAGGAGCAGCAAUUAACCACUCUGAACCCAGACGAUGUCUCCAUGAUCGGCAGCGUUGAUUCCAGCUCAUCCGGAGAUCUCCCGAGGCACGCUCUGAAAGACGUCGACAUCGGAUUCAUGCAACACUUUGAGAGCCUGCUCAAUAGUGGAGGGAGUGUAGACGACCCCGUCGUCGAUAUCUGGUACGACCUGGACAUGGUGAAGGAGGUUACCGAUAUGUCACUGUUCCUUGACGAAUGCGAUCAGAUCAGGCGAAUCAUAGAUGACGCCGAAGAACGACUAGGGAUUCGUGCCGCCAAAGAAGCCGCUGCUGCCCAACGCGAGACAUUACUGGCAGAGCGCGCCAAAUGGCUCUCCGAACGCGACGCCCGGGACAGACGCAACUGGUCUGACCGAUUGUCGGGGAUCUUACAAUCAAGCCUGCGCUUGGUGAUCUGCCAGUCGGCUGUGCACGACGACUGA
Peniophora sp. CBMAI 1063 is the source of this 1194-nucleotide messenger RNA. The record is from the annotation of a GenBank genome assembly. Lineage: Eukaryota; Fungi; Basidiomycota; Agaricomycetes; Russulales; Peniophoraceae.